UUAAAACGUUUCGGCCAAAGGAAGUGAACUUACUGUCAAUGCUUCGCCGGCUCUUAUUCUGUCCGAAAAUUGGAUCGCAACCCUGAACUACACCGCUUCAGAAGGCUCAGUACGAGUGGAAUGCUGAUGGCGUCGGUGGGAAAAAUAAAGAAGAGGAAACAUAGAAAAGAAAACAAGAAAAAGCAUUCGUUACAAAAUAUUUCGGCCUGUGCAAAGUUCGCGGCCAGAAGCGCAGCUGCAUAACGCGAAUACGAGUUCUUCUAUUCUUCCUUAAGAUACGAAAUCUAAUUACAAAUUCAGUUUCCUUUGCCGUUGUGACAUGCCUGAAGUCACCUCCGCGACCUUCAUAAGCGAAACCGCACUCGAGCGUGUGAAGAAGACCCCAGAGCGUUGCUAGAGAGAGAAAACAGCUUUGAAGUUUUCUUGUGAUUGAAACGGUUCGCUUGGCUUUCAAUGGCGAUUUUAUACCAAUAAAUUACUUAGCACAACUUCAAGUAUCCUGAUUUGGCAGUGACACCCAAGAAGGCGUAGAGAACACAGGGACCUAUACAAUACAAGUGCACCGAUCGAAAAUAAAGCAUUGAAGGAUAUGAAAUAUGAAGUUGGUAUUAAAAUUGUCAUGGGUUCGAAACGACAGUGAACGAGUCUUUCUUCGCGAUGAAAGCAAAAGGAGAUCAGAAACCGCAGAUGCGCUACGCCAUGCCGAUAUUUCUCAAGGUAAAAGGAACAAGCUCUGCAUGGUGGUCGCAGUGAGUUCAGGCGUGCGCAGUAGCGAUGGAACAGAACUCCAGAACAUGGCCCUCGACGAUAGAGCUCUCAGCAAGGAGAGCGAUAUAGCAUGGAGCAACAUCUUUGACUACCUCAAUACUGGCAGCGAAGAAAAGGGUCUCUCUGCCCUCGAGGUGACGAGGACGUAUGUGGCCAAGAGGAAGGCGUGGCUGCAAGCAAUCUCUCUCACCAACAUCACGUCUGAGAACCAAAGUCGAGAACUGGAGCGUGUAGAACACUCAUAUGAAGCGCUUACGGUUAUAUACGAAACCUCAACGAAUUACUCCGCCUUGAUGGAUCUCAAAACACGAUCUAUGAAACUUAGCGAACAAUUUAAUGACACUUAUGACUAUGAUAUCGGUGUGUACUCAAUACAAGAGACACAGAAAUACUUGGAAAAGUUAGAAACAAUUUAUGAAUCUGUUAAAUAUAUAAAUAUGUCUCUAUUCGCGCAAAAUCACAGAGGAACAAUGAUUAUUACCUGGAUUAAUAACUUCCCCUACAUAAACUGUAGUAUGAGCUUGCUGGAGAGCACGAGACAAAGUCUGUUUUACCAAAAAUCACUAAUGGAGAAACUGGAAACAACAAUCAUUUUUCGUGACUACAUAGAUCCUCCAUUGUAUAUAUUGAUUUUGUUAACAGGUCUUGUGUGGAACACAAUUCUGUUAUUCAUGUUUGCGCAGAAAAAGGAAAUUCGGACUGCCCCAAAUAUAAUGAUUUUCAAUAUCGUGAUGGCAGACAUUCUAAAUCUCACAUUCAAUUUACCACUGCAAUAUUUCGGCUUUUACUACCCAUCCUACGUGAGACUGAGUGAACCCGUGUGUGUGCUCUUCGUCUCUCUGAGGUGUAUGUUCACAUCGGCCAGCGCACUCUCUGUUGUAGCGCUGAGCGCUCAAAGGUUCUGCGCCACAUUACCAGCGUUCCACAGUUUGAAAGCAAGGAGCCGCCUAAGCUCACUCAUGAUUACCGUAACCUACAUCCUUCUGGUGUGGGCCGCAGCGUCAAGCAUCGUACUGCCGGACACACUGCGCGAGAAAGUCUGUGACGACAAUCCUGCCGAGAAGAGUGGUCGCAAGUCUGCCAAAGUGGUCUCUCUUCACGAGUUCCUUGUAUACUGUUUCGCGCUGCCCGGUAUAAUGUUCGUGUUCACUCUGCUAACGGCAAGAAGACUGAAGCGGAGCGCCAAGGAUAUCCCGGGCGAUGCAAGACACAAGGCACCAGAAGCCCCUGCGUCAUGGACAGGAACACGUCACGCAACUACAGAGGGCUCCAUUUGUGCUCAGAGAAACGAGCUAACGAGAUUGCUGUUGGGAGAAGAUGACUGUCUCUUUCUCAACGUCUUCACACCCAAGUUACCCGAUGACAACGAAGACUCUUUAAAGCCCGUGAUGGUGUUUAUUCAUGGAGGUGCCUUUUAUUUCGGGUCUUCAAGCAGUAGAACUUAUGGUGCCGACUAUCUGGUGGAGCAAGGUGUUGUGCUGGUUACCAUCAACUACCGCCUGGGAGCACAAGGGUUCUUGAGCUUAGAGAAUGAAGAGGUCCCCGGGAACGCGGGCCUGAAGGACCAAGUGAUGGCUCUGCGUUGGGUUCAGCAGAACAUUGUGCAGUUUGGAGGCGAUCCUGGUAACGUCACCUUAUUUGGGCAGAGCGCUGGAGGCGUGAGCGUUCAAUAUCACAUGCUUUCUCCUAUGUCUAAAGGGCUAUUCCAUCGUGCAAUUGCAGAGAGCGGCUCCGUUCUAAAUUUCUGGGCAUUUACGAACUCUUCUAGACGCAUGGCAUUCAGAUUGGGUGAGAAGCUCGGUAUCAGAACCGACGACCCCCAGGAACUGUUGAAUCAUCUGAGGAGCGUGGACACUUUGGUUCUGACGAAGGUUUCCCACGAAGUGCUCACGCCUGAGGAGAAGCCCAUGUCGAUCGGGUUUCCGUUCCUGCCCACUACUGACACAGCUUCCGGUGGAGAAGUGUUCCUGCCAGCUCCCCCGCGCGAGCUCCUGGAUUCGGGAACACUCAGCACCGUGCCAAUGAUUGCAGGAGUCACUUCUCACGAAGGAAUAUUGGCUCUCAACGUCUUGAAAGAACACCCAGAGUCCCUGGAUAUAUUGGACAAGGAAUUUGAACGCGCUAUUCCUGAAGACUUCCCGGUGGUUAGAAAUACAAAUAAAUCACAAGAAAUUUCUCAUAAGAUCAGGAAGUUUUAUUUCGGGAAUAAACGCGUGUCUGAAGAGACUCUUUUACAGUUUGUGAAUAUGAUUACAGAUGUGUGGUUCAUCAAGGAUAUAAACAUGGCUGUCAAGAAGAUUGCAGCGAUAUCUACCUCGCCUGUGUACUAUUAUGAAUUCUCGUUUGACGGACCGUUUGGAAUAAUUAAGAGAAUUUGGGGCGCCGAAAAUUUACCAGGGGCUGCGCACGCAGACGAACUGGGGUACCUGUUUCACAUGCUGCUCACGAGUCGCAUCGUCCUGAAACCCGAACACCCUGCCGUAGUAACUCAGUCCAGAAUGGUCAAACUGUGGACAAAUUUUGCCAAGAGUGGAAACCCGACGCCUGAAGAGGACCCACUUCUGAACGUGACGUGGCCAUCUUACACCACUGAGGACCCGACAUACCUCAACAUCGACCGGGAACUGAGCUUACGGAACAACUUGAAUAAAGAGAGACUGCAGUUCUGGGAAGAUCUGUAUAAAUCUGUACUCUUGAUUGUAGUCUCACACAGACUUCUGCAACGGAAGGUUUUCGACCUUAGCGAUAUCUCUGUUGCCUCUGGUAGAAGUGGACCGUAUCAAAACUUGUGCCGCGUACUGUCACGAAGUCUGCUUACACGUUUCAGCGACAUGAAGUGCUGUGUAGCUGCGGUCUUCUCGGUCCUGCUGGCCAGGGCCUUCGCUGCUCCUUCCGACAUGGUGGUCCAGAUACAAGAGGGAUCCUUGAGAGGCACAACCCUAAUUUCGCCACGCAGCAACAGAACCUUCUUCGCCUUCAUGGGAAUCCCCUACGCUAAGCCGCCUGUACAGAACCUCAGAUUCAUGGCCCCGCAACCCCCAGAAUCCUGGAGCGGCAUCCGUGACGCCGUGGCUGAGGGAUCAGUGUGCCCACAGAAGAACCCAUACACAUAUGUAUAUGAGGGAGAUGAAGACUGUCUCUUCCUAAACGUCUUCACAACGCAGCUCGCAUCCAAACUUGGACAGUCCCUCAAAGCUGUGAUGGUUUGGAUCCAUGGUGGAGGGUGGCAUUUCAGUUCCGGGAACAGGGACGUCAAUGGGCCCGAUUACUUCAUGGACGAGGAUACAGUGGUCGUUACCAUGAACUAUCGCCUGGGAGCCUUAGGAUUUCUAAGUCUUCCAACUGCAAACAUUCCCGGUAACAACGGCCUGAAGGACCAAGUCAUGGCUCUGCGUUGGGUGCAGCAGAACAUUGCGCGGUUUGGAGGUGAUCCUGACAACGUCACCAUCUUCGGGGCCAGUGCUGGAGGGGCCAGCGUGCAUUAUCACAUGUUGUCUCCCAUGUCACAAGGAUUAUUCCAUCGUGCCAUCUCUCAAAGUGGAACAGCUCUCAACGCAUGGGCCUUCAAUGAACCAGGGACGAACCACAAUUACUCCUACGGUUUGGCAGAGUUAUUAGGCCACAAUUACUCUGACUGUAACGAGCUGAUUGAGCUCCUUCGAACAGAAACACCAGAAAGAAUUGUGAACCUUACGUUUACAUUGGGAGAACAGGGCCAAGGGAUCCCCUUCCAUCCCACAGCGGACUCAAGUGAAUACGGCGGAGAGAUAUUCCUGCCGGACACUCCACAGAGGCUGAUUGCAGCAGGCAGAUUAAACAGAGUACCUUACAUCGCUGGAAUUAAUUCUCGAGAAGGCAUAUGGGAGGUGUCAGGAAUAAAGAAAGCUCUGGCAGAAAACUCCGUGCAACUGGAAGAUAUACCAAGGGAAUUGGGAAUUGAAAUGGAUGGGACAAAAACUACUGAAGUAGCUGCAGAGAUUCGAAGGCUUUACUUCGGGGACAAACCCGCCUCAGAAUCAAGUGUGGCUCAGCACAUUGAACUUUCUGGUGACUUAUUCAUAGUAGCUGGAGUUUACAUCGCUGCGCGAAAACUUUCGCUUUUAUCUGCAACACCUGUUUACUUCUAUGAAUUUUCGUACAGCGGUGGAAUGUCCAUAUUUAAGAGCCUUGUUGGAGGAGACGAAAUUUCAGGGUCCUGCCAUCUGGAUGACACAGCAUAUUUGUUCCGUUUCGCAAGACUUAAUAGGACGUUCGGCCCAGAAACUUCGGAAUGGAAGACAUCACGAAGGAUCGUGAGGUUAUGGACCAAUUUCGCCAAGACCGGGAACCCAACCCCAGAAGCGGACCCACUCCUGCAGAAUGUCGUAUGGCAGCCGGUCACUGGCUCCGACUUCUGCUACCUGAGCAUCGGCACUGACCUGGCGCUACAACACAAUUUCAACAAGGACCGCAUGGACUUCUGGGAAGCCGUGCUCCAGUAUAGCAGUAACGGCUCCUAAGUUUCACUUCGUCAAUUUAGGCGAUGGGUUCAAACGAGUCUGCAGAUCCUGAUUCCAACACACAGCCAGCCCACACUACUGCUUCAUUAAGUUGUCGUUUUGAAGAACCUACCUCAGGCUGUCUCCGGCUUCACAACGGAGCGACCCUUCUUUCGAUGCCUGGUCACGUCGUGUGGCAAUUCUGGUGGAUAACGUGACACUGGGGCAGGUUAUUUCCAAGUACUUCGGUUUCCCCUGUCAAUUCUCAUUCCACCAACUGUUCCACAUUCAUUAAUCAUCCUAUUAUCGACUCCAUGUAGUCCGGACACCGACAGCGCCGUUAAGUAACAAACUUUGGGAAUUGUGCUGAUAUAUUCACAUGUAAUUCUGAAAUACAGCCUGUUACUAUUUCGAUUUUGAUAGCCCCACAAAUACAGUAUCCGCCAAAAGA
Cryptotermes secundus is the source of this 5697-nucleotide messenger RNA. RefSeq lists its product as uncharacterized. Gene Ontology annotation, cellular component: membrane. The record is from RefSeq and is a predicted model, not a curated record. Lineage: Eukaryota; Metazoa; Arthropoda; Insecta; Blattodea; Kalotermitidae. Gene Ontology annotation, molecular function: G protein-coupled receptor activity. Gene Ontology annotation, biological process: G protein-coupled receptor signaling pathway. The transcript has 21 exons. Bases 597 to 5267 code for a protein of 1556 amino acids.